UCUACGAAUCUGACUGUGAUUCUACUCUUCAAAAUAAAAAUAAAAUUAAUUCGAUGGUAAUGCAACAUUUACAUUCACAAUAACAUGAGAAGAUAUUGAAACGACAUAAAAUAAUUAAUUUCUAAACAUGGACGUUGAAAUUGUUGAAGAAACUGAUUUACAAGAUGACCUGGUAUGCAGCGUUUGUUACGCCGAAUUUCUUGAUAAAGAGGACUUAGAGGUGCAUAUAAAGCAGUUACAUCUGAACGAGACUAAUAAAAGUAGAUUUUGUGAGAUUUGCACACACAUUUUUCCGGAUAUCGAAGAAUAUGCAUUACAUAUAAGGAACACGCAUUCCCGCAGUUUAAAGUGCUGUAAGUACUGCUCUAGGCUGUUUAAAUCGUCCGUAGAAGUCCAAGAGCAUGAAAAGAAACAUAAUGCUGCGGUUUUAUAUCCAAAAGUUUCAUGUUCGCAUUGUAAAAAAGUUUUUAACAGCAAAGAGGAGGUGAAAAAUCAUGAAGUAAAAGUACACUGUGAUUCCAUUGACGGAUUUAUGUUGAAGGAUUGUUUGCCGAUACUGUCAUCUUUACUGUGUAUGAAUGUACAAGAGUUUUUCAACAGCCUUCCCUAUAAAUGUGUUGUGUGUGACAGAACAACUGUUGAUGUAAAUGCAUACAUACAACACUUGGUUGAUGAUGAUAAGUGUCGUGGCCAUGCGUGUAAUGAAUGCUGCAACGUGUAUGCGAAUAAAGUUAAACUUGGGAGACAUAUGCUUAAACACAUUCAAGGCAAUCCUAAUACGAGAGACUCUUUAUCACGAUGUCGUAAAUGUGGUCUGCCUUUUAAGGCAACCUCGUUCAAGUCGCACAAGAAAGUAUGCACGGGAAUGCGUUGUGUAUUGUGCAACUUGUAUUUCAAUUCCAUUGCUGAAUACACUAGCCACAGAUUGGCCGAGCACAGAGCCAAGAUGCCAGUACUAGAAGUAUGUAUCUAUUGUCAACGACGAAUGAUUGGUGUGGACAGUUUGAAGAAACACGUACAACGAGUGCAUAAAAAUGACAAACACCUGUAUAAAUAUCAUUGUACCGACUGUGAUAGACUUUUUAAGCAUCCAAAGCUCCUAUUUGCACAUUUUUUCUCAAGCCAUAAGGACUUGCAUCCGUACACUUGUAAGAUUUGUGAUAAAACGUUUAGGAUACGCAAGAACUUUACCCUGCACAUCAAAUUGACACAUAAAAGUAUCGGUUUCGUUGAAUUUGAUGAUAACUUCCACGUAUUCUUCACUGAUAAGAAAUUGGGCACACAAUCCAAAAGUCAAACAGCGCUUGGAAGCAUUGAUGAUGAAAAUGAUGGAUUCACUUUCAAAAAUGAUCAUGAUUAUUGUGAAAACUCAAGUACAUUUGAAGAAAAGAUAUGUAAAGUUGAAAUUGAGAGAAUGCAAAAUGUUUGUGAUGAACCAAAAAAAGAAUUGAGUGAUGUUAAAAAAUCAAAUGAGGAAGAUAAAGAAAACAAAAAGCAAACUGAACGAAAUGAUGAUGUGACAACUGAUUGUGCAACAGUUGAAUUACCUGAUGAUAAGAAAUCUGUUAGAAAACCUGUACUUAAACGCAAACUAAAUGUGGCUAAGAAACAUAAGAUUGAAGAUACAAAUGAUGACAAUAAAGGUGUAUCCUCAGAUGAUUCUGAUGUACCGUUAAAGACGGUCUCUAAAAAGUUAAAAUUGCAAAAGAAUCAAACGAGAAGAGUUAGAAGAAAUUUGAGUAAGCCUGCUAGAUCCAAGAAAUUCGUCUGUGCUAAAUGCGAUAAGGAUUGUUACACAUACCAAAACUAUCACAGACACAAAGCAUUACACCUUAAAAAUGAAACCAAAGUAUGCAUCAAAUGCUAUGCAAAAUUUGAUUCAGUGAAACAACUUGAAAAUCACAUUAAAAAGGAACAUUCUAGCUCACAGCUCACGGAGACAUUAAAGAAAUUGCUCGAAAAACGCAAAGUUGCCGAAUCGACAUUGAAAACAGGUGUCAAAUUAAAACAAUCCGUAGAUCCAUCAAUGCAAAUCCCUAAAAAUGCUAAACAUGUAGUAUCAAUGCCUCAAAAAGUCAUCCCGUUAACAACAACCGAAAAGUUUCGUAAUACAUUCAAAAAGGUUAACACUGAAAGGAAUGCAAAUACCAAAGUUACAAUGAAAUUGAUAGACAAAGACAAGAUUUCAGUUAAAAAAUACUUGGAGAAUUUCACCCCAGAGAGCAACGAUGUCAAAAUAACCAUAGUAAAUGACCCGGGUCCUUUGGACACUAGGGUGAAAAAGCUAAGGCCUCUGAUAAAGCUAACGAAAUGCCCCGAAUUCUCACACGAAUACCAAAAAGCAAGAUUGAAAAUGCCUGUAAAAUUCACGGAUGAUUUGAAAGAACAGUGUCAAGUCAGCAUCAAAUUGGCAACGGAUUAUCGGCCUCCAGCUAUGAUGUUUCCCAGCAAAGUUGAUAACAAUUUGACGGUCAAUAACUAUGAUUAUAAUGACACGUACGAUACUUAUGAAUACGAAGCGGAGCAUAAAGAUGUAAUCCCAGAAGUUGCACAAGAAGUGAUGUUAGAAGGAACCGUCGAACAGAAUACAAUCGUACGUACAAUGAAUUUGAGUAACAUACCCACUUGGCACAAAGUUCAAAUAGCACACCUAUCAACCGAGGCGCCGUAUUUCAAAAUUUCCAAAGUAAAUUUGGGAACAGAAAGUUCGUUCACACUGACUCCCGAAGGAAAUAAAACUCAAAUUCAAGACGAGGAGACGCCAAAGAAGAUAAUGUUACCAAACGGUAAGAAAUUGAUCAGCGUCAAUCCUUUUGAGCAUUUGCUAAAUAAACAGGCGAUGGACGAAUUGAAAAGUAGUAAGAGCAGAAAUAAAGUGUAUUAUAAACCAAAAAUAAUUAAUGCGGCUGAAGCUAUCAAGACGGCUUUGCAGAAGUUAGAAGAGUCAUGCACGGUCAAAGAAAAGAAGAAAAAAUAGUUUUAAGCUAAAGUUUUAACACUCAGGGGCCGUUCAAGUAUUAGUAAGCAGAUUUUUUGCAAUCAUUAACCCACCCCUCCCCCUCGUCAGCAAAAGUAAGCAAAGCUCUUACCCCCCCAAUGCUUACGUAAACAUUGGUACAAUUGAUUGAUUUAUGAGCAGCAGUUAUUAAGUCUAGAAAUCCAUACUUAAUUUUUUUUUUUUCAGCCUUAUAUUUAUCCUUAAUAAAUUUCUAAACAAAGAAAAUAAUUUUUAUUUUUAAGGACCUCUCAUUGAGUAAAGGCCUCCUCCAGAUUCUUCCAGGUUUUCCUGUUUAGCGCCUUUUUUUCCAGUCUAUGCCUCCCGUUUUUUUGAUUUCAUUUUCCCAGCUUUCGACAGGUCUACCUCUCUUUCGUUUCCCAACUGGGCCACGCCAUUCAGUCACAGUCUUUGUCCAUCUUUUAUCUGUGAGUCGAAUAACAUGACCAGCCCAAUUCCACUUUAACUUCAUGGCAUGUUUUAAUGCAUCAAUAGCUUUCGUUUUUUUUCUUAUAGCUGCAUUUCUAGUUUUGUGUAUUCUACGCAGACCAAGAAUGCUCCGUUCCAUUGCCCUCUGAGCAGUUUGGAUUUUAUUUUUUGUAUAUUUGUUGAAUAUCCAGGUUUGGCUAGCAUACUUAAUAUUAUAAAUGGGAAAGUCCAUGUACUUUGUCAGUUGCCAAUUGCCAUCGAUUUAAGAAAAGAAAAACCGGCCAAGUGCGAGUCUGACUUGCGCACCGAGGGUUCCGUACGUAUUUUUUUCUUGGCUUCACUCUGUAGCCUUUAGAAAUCAAUCGAUGAAUUUUGGCAUAUUUUAUUUUUAAACUACCUAUGUAUAAUUAAAUAGAAUUAUGUAACUAGCAUAUUUAAUGGUUAAAUUAAAAUUAAA
Maniola jurtina (meadow brown) is the source of this 3881-nucleotide messenger RNA. RefSeq names its product zinc finger protein 721-like. Gene Ontology annotation, molecular function: DNA-binding transcription factor activity, RNA polymerase II-specific; RNA polymerase II transcription regulatory region sequence-specific DNA binding. The transcript has a single exon. Lineage: Eukaryota; Metazoa; Arthropoda; Insecta; Lepidoptera; Nymphalidae. Gene Ontology annotation, cellular component: nucleus. The record is from RefSeq and is a predicted model, not a curated record. Gene Ontology annotation, biological process: regulation of transcription by RNA polymerase II. The coding region runs from base 128 to 2977 and encodes 949 amino acids.